GAAAAAAAAAAAGAAGCAGAGAGAGAACUCAUUGAAGACAGAGUCAAUUCAAUUUCUGAAAAAAAAAGUUCAAAUUUUUCUAAUAAAUUUUGAUUUCCCAUUAGUCAGAAACAUCUUCUUUCUCGUGACCGGAGCUCAAUUUCUUCAAAUUUUAUCGAAAAAUCGAAGCUUUCGUUUUCGUCUUCCUUCUUGAGUAUCUCUGUGAAUCUUUCAUAGCUUCUUGUCUUGUUAUAAACAGAAAGAUUCUUCAUAGCUAAUAACUUCUUGAUUCCUUUUUGUAACUUUCCGGGAAAAAAAACAGAGACUUUCCUGGAAAAUUUUCAUUCCACCUAAUUUUUCAUUGAUGGGUAUGUCAAAAGAUAGGAUCAAAUUCAACGUUGGUGGAAGAAUUUUCGAAACGACAGCGACGACGUUAGCAAACGCGGGUCGUGAUUCUUUCUUCGGAGCAUUGUUCGACGACGAAUGGAAUCUUUCACCACAAGAUUCCAUUCGUUUCGUAGACAGAAACUCAGAUUGCUUCGCUGUUCUUCUUGAUCUUCUCCGUACCGGAGACCUUAACGUUCCUGCAAACAUACCAGAGCGUCUCCUUCAUAGAGAAGCUUCUUUCUACGGUUUACUUGACCAUGUACGGACCGCCAAAUGGGGUCCGUUUGAUGGUAACCGACUUCGUCUCUCGGAUUCCGUUAAAGGAAUUGCUCCGGGAGACGGAACUGCCAUCAGGGCGGGUCCUGAUGGCGGUUGUUGCGUUGCGCAUGGGAGUGUUGUCCAUGUGUUUGAUUGGAUGUUGGAAGAACACUCUCCGAUCAACCUCGAUUAUCAGAGAGUUAACGAUGUUGGCUGGAUUGAUUCAGACAACAUCGUACUCUCUGCUUGUGAGAGAUUAGGAAGAGGAGAAGGAGGCAUGGGACUGUUUAGUUCAUCCUCCGGUGAUCUUCGGUAUAAGUUUCAGGUCUGUCAUGAGAAUCAGGUGAAGAGUUAUACAGCUGGAGCUUUGAGUUUUUCGCCGGAUUAUGAGAUUUUCGCUAGCUGCAAAGGUCGGAGUAAUGAGUACGGAAUCGGAGUUUGGGAUCAGAUAACUGGAAAACAAACAGAUUUCUUCUACGAGAGUCCAGGUUGGUCACUUGGUGAUGCUGAUAAGCUUCAAUGGUUGAAUGGUAAGAAUUGUCUUCUUGUAGCUACAUUGUUUCCAAGAAAGGAUAACUGUUACAUUAGCUUGUUGGAUUUUCGGGACAAGAACAUGGUUUGGUCUUGGUCGGAUAUCGGGUCUCCUAUGGCUAUAGACGAGAAGAGAGUGAGAGAUGCUAUAGCUAUGGAAGAUAGCAAUUCGAUUUGCGUGGUGAAUGAGUUUGAGGAUUUGGGGUUUAUUGAUCUGAGAAUGUAUGGAGGAAGCGUUAGGUGGAGUUCGAGAAGUAAAUUGAUGAAGAGUAAGAUGCCUGACGAGCCUUGUUACCCGAAACUGGCUUUGCACGAAGGCCAGCUUUUCUCAUCGAUGAAUGAUUCUAUCUCUGUGUUUUGUGGACCAGACUGGGUCUUAACUUCUAGGCUAAGAAGAAGCUAUGGUGGCUCAAUCUGUGAUUUCUCCAUUGGUGGCGAUCGCCUUUUUGCAUUGCAUAGCGAAGAGAAUGUGUUUGAUGUCUGGGAGACUCCGCCUUGUCCGAUCAUCUGAUUCACUUCCUCAAUACUCUGGUCUGCUAUUGUUAAUGUUUGCUUGUUUUAUUUGUGUUUAGACUUUAGAGUCCUUAGAAAACUACAGAGAUAAAAAUAGCAAUAGACAAAGACAACUAUAGCAAUAGACUGAUCUUAGUUUUGUUCUAUAUAUACAAAGAAAGUGUUGUGACCUGUUAUCGAUUUUAUACGGUUUUAUGCCUCUUAUACCGA
Messenger RNA from Arabidopsis lyrata subsp. lyrata, 1878 nucleotides. RefSeq names its product BTB/POZ domain-containing protein At2g24240. Bases 344 to 1666 code for a protein of 440 amino acids. NCBI's taxonomy places the organism in Eukaryota, Viridiplantae, Streptophyta, Magnoliopsida, Brassicales, Brassicaceae. The transcript has a single exon. The record is from RefSeq and is a predicted model, not a curated record. Gene Ontology annotation, biological process: protein homooligomerization. Gene Ontology annotation, molecular function: protein binding.